This is a messenger RNA of Trypanosoma theileri, 2385 nucleotides long. RefSeq lists its product as uncharacterized. The transcript has a single exon. Bases 1 to 2385 code for a protein of 794 amino acids. Lineage: Eukaryota; Euglenozoa; Kinetoplastea; Trypanosomatida; Trypanosomatidae. The record is from RefSeq and is a predicted model, not a curated record.
AUGGCGGACCCAAUCCCUGAUGCCACUUGUAAAGAGAGUGAGAUAAAUGUCGAUGGAAAGCAGGUUGAAGAGACGGUAACAGCAACCACGGCAAAAGUAGAGAAUGAAGUUGAGUUAACAAAAAUGCCUUUCAGUGGGGCUUCUAUGCGAGUGAUGCAAUGCCCUUCUCAAAGAGUUUCAUGCCGACUUUCAAUGUCAAAUACAGCGUUUGCAUCACUUCAAGAGAUUGAUGAGUUACGUUCACGUGUGAGUAAUUUGAAUCGUGAACGGCUUAAAUGGUCUAAUAGUCAACGAGAUUUAGAGAUUGCUCGAUUUGAACUAACUCAAUCACGUGAGGAAUUGCAAACUAUGCGGGAAUACGUUAAGGCUAUAAAAAGUGAACUGGAUGAAGCUAAUGCUAAGGCAGAUCGUGAGGCUAAAGGAAGACAUAGACUAGAAACACAGAUGAGUGAAUUGAUUGCACAGAGAAAAAAUGAAAGUGAUUUUCUAAAGCAACAACUUGACAACAUUAAGGAAGAACACAAUAAACGUCUUGCAGAAAUGAGUGAACGUUCAGAAUUUGAGAAUAAUUCACGUGCAGAAAUGAUGCGAGAACAAAUAAUAAGAGUUACCGAAGAAUUAGAGGCUAUGGAAGCAAAUAACAUUAAUACAGAACAAGAGAGAGUUCGUUUACAAACUGAAAAUGAAGGAUUUCGAGAUGUCAUAAAGACUCUUAAAGAAAAACUUGAGGAUUCACAACGUUCUUUGGAGGGAUACAUAUCUCGCUGUUCUGAACUGGAGAAUAUGCACACGGAAUUUGUAGAAAAAAUUGAAAAAACACAUACAGAAGCGUUAAAUACACAAUUACAACAGAGUGAAGAGCGAUUACGUCAAAUAACAACUUCUAAGGACGAAAUUGUAAAAGACCUUAAAGAGGAAUUACAUUUACUUAAGGAUAAAAAUCGUACCAUCAGUGAUGAGUUAUCUUCACUGCGUCACCGUUACAACGUUGCAGAAGAAGAAAUAAAACAGUUGAGUCACGAUCAUGAAAAAGAAAUAAAACGCCUUCGAGAUGAACAUCAUUUGGCUAUUUGUCAGCAACAACUACAGACAGAAGCUCUUGUCCGUGAAGCGAAAGGUGGAAGAUUGUCUAUGGAGGAGGAAAAAUCAUCCUUAAGACGUCAGUUGGAAAGAUCAUCGAAGGAACUUUCAACCGUUAGUGCUGUGUUAGUGCAACGGGAAAAACAGAUAAUCCAAUUGGAAAAAGAUCUUAGUACCUCAAAAGAAGCUGUAAUGAAAGGGGAACAAGAAUUAAUUUCUGUUACUAAGGAUGCUGAAACACUUCGUGAGGCAUUAAACCACGCAGAAGAACGAGUACAACGAUUAAUGGCUCAACAGGAUAAUUCUGAUGCUGACUACACGAAAGACUUUCGUAUUUUAAAAGAUCAACUUGCUUCCACACAGGAAGAACUUGUUCGUGUGAAGAGUGAGCUUUCUGCGGCUGUGCAGGAUAAGAUCAAACAAGAAACUGAUAACAGAAAUAUCAUAACAGAAUUACGAAACAAUCUGGAAGAUGCAGAACGUGAAAAAGAAACUUUAAAACAAAUUUCGCGUUGUAAGAAAGAAGCAGAAGAAAUGGCAGAAGAAUAUAAAAAUAAAUAUGCUUCUAUGUGUAAAAGAGCAGAAAAUCUAGAUAUUGAACUUAAUGCUGCUACAAACAGAUGUGCACUACUUGAAAGACGACUUGACGAGGAACUACGACGAUCCCUGAGGAAUGUUUCAUUGUCUCCAACUCCUCAACGUCAGAACUGUAAUGAAAAGAGACUUCGAAGCGCUUCUUCUGUAAAUGUUCCACUUUCAAUUACAACGACUUGUCCUUUAAAAAAGAGUCGAUCUGUUGAACCGCGUGUCUUUACUAUAAGUGGAUUUGAAGGGUCAGAGCUUCUUACAGAAAUUAAACAGUUGCCAAAUGCAACAGUGGCAGAAUGUCGUUCAAAUGCACCAGUACCUUCUAACUUAACCCAUUUAAUUACCAAUGGUCAGUUAACAAUCAAAUUACUAACAGCUCUUGUGAGGGGAUGUUGGAUCUUACCAGAGAAGUAUGUCCGAGAUUCUGUACAGGCACAUUCUUGGGUUGAGGAAAAUGUGUACGGAUUCCGUCAUGAGGAACUUCCUUUAUUAAAUCAACGCGUUGGAUUUACAGAAGGAUUUAUUUCAUCCAGACAUUAUAAUACUGCUAAUCUUAUUGUUUCAGAGGGUGGUGCAAAAGUGGAGAACGACUUGCAAAUAGCAGACAUUGUUUUAUGCACACACAGUGAGUAUGGUAACAUGGAGGGAAUACGGACAAUGACGUGGGAUAAGGUUGUGGAACUCAUCUAUCCAGUUAAAGUUGGUGAGGCUCAGUAG